GUGGGAGGAUUGCUCACGAGUCCAUCUUGAUGGCGCCGUGGCGGGCUAGGGAUCUAUCUCAGGUACUGUGCAUAUCUCUUCUCCUCAUUGUCUUACCAUCUGUUUUGCGUGGGAGCGAGGAGACGUCGAAGUCAUCACGAACAACAUCCCUACCCUGCCUAACACCGCCGGUGACACAAGCCCACCAUGUCUUUCAAAGAAUGGCUUCUUCACGAGACUAGCCUCCACUCUCUCCUCGCAAGCGGCACACGCGACAUCUACAUCAUACUCCUCGCUCGCUUCCUGCGCAUGUGUGCCUAUGGCGGUGCAGCUCUCGUACUUGGUAUUUUUCUGUACACGGCUGGCAAUAAGGGCACGCAGAUUGGGCUGUUCAUGUCAAUGACACUUCUGGGUGAUGCGGCAAUCUCAUACCUUCUCACUAUAAUGGCGGACCGAAUCGGAAGGAGGCGAGUUCUUAUGAUUGGAAGCCUCCUCAUGGCGUUCGCGGGUACGGUGUUCGCGCUCACGAAGAACUACUAUCUCCUGCUGUUGGCUGCGAUCGUCGGCGUAAUCAGUCCAGGUGCCCAUGAAGUGGGGCCGUUUAGGGCGGUAGAGGAGUCAACACUGGCACAGCUUACCACGAUCGAAGCGCGAACGGACGUGUAUGCUUGGUUCGCUGUCGCGAGCACCCUCGGCAUGUCCCUCGGUCUCUGCACGGCUGGCUGGAUCACGUACGCCCUGCACACUUACGCAGGCUGGGAGAGAAAGGAGGCCUUUCCAAUCAUCUUCGCCGUGUACGCGGUGGUCGGCCUGAUCAAGGCUUGCCUGACCCUGUUCCUGUCCGACCGGUGCGAGCAGAACUACGACCGCCAGACGGAAGAGGACAUCGCAGAGCGAGCGGCUUCGGCGCCCCUAAUGACCGAGGCGGAUCGCCGGAACUCGUACACGAAGUCUGGACAGGUCCAAGCUACUGUGCGACGUUUGAGCGAGACAGUCAGCACGAAGCUGUCGCCAGAAAGUCGCGUUAUCCUAAUCAAGCUGUGCGUCUUGUUCGCAAUCAAUUCAUUCGCCAGCGGCAUGCUUCCGGUGACGCUUAUGUCAUGGUACGUGAACUGGCGAGCGCGCUGGUUCGUCCACCACCUUGGCUACGCCAUGGCAGCCGUCUGGCUUGUCGCCAGCAUCGCCAACCUUUUCUCCGCCUCUGUGGCACGCCGUAUCGGUCUCAUCCGAGCCAUGGUAUUCACCCACCUCCCCAACGCCAUUUUCCUUGCAUUCAUCCCGCUCGCGACGACUUGGUGGUGGCUUUUGAUCCUUCUGCUUGCUAGCUCCGCGUUUGGAAGUAUGGACCAAGCACCACGCUCCGCCUUUGUGGCUGCCGUGUUCCUGCCCUCCGAGCGAACCGUCGUGAUGGGCACACUCAACUUCGUGCGGACACUUGCAUCAGCUGGUGGGCCUAUACUUACGGGCUACCUUCACGAUCAGAAGAAGUGGGGAGUCGUCUUCGUUAUUUCUGCGGUCUUGAAGGUUGCAUAUGACUGCGGUUUACUCGCGAUGUUCCUAAAGACGGUACGUCGGCAUGAGCCGCCCCUUUUGGAGAAACCUACGUUCGCUAAUGAGGGAUGUUACCACUACAGAAGCUGCCAGAGCAUGGGAAGAGGACGCGCGACGUCACGGUCGCCGAUGUCGAUGUCGGGAUCCUCCUGA
Messenger RNA from Baudoinia panamericana UAMH 10762, 1683 nucleotides. RefSeq lists its product as uncharacterized. The record is from RefSeq and is a predicted model, not a curated record. Gene Ontology annotation, biological process: transmembrane transport. Gene Ontology annotation, molecular function: transmembrane transporter activity. The coding region runs from base 187 to 1683 and encodes 498 amino acids. Gene Ontology annotation, cellular component: fungal-type vacuole membrane. NCBI's taxonomy places the organism in Eukaryota, Fungi, Ascomycota, Dothideomycetes, Mycosphaerellales, Teratosphaeriaceae. The transcript has 3 exons.